CCAAAAACAAGAACCUGAAAAGAAAAACAAGCACAUGACUUCAGAUGAAGGAAAUAUUCUUUUAAUCCACUUACAAAAAUAGUUUCCUUAGAUGGCAAAAAAAUUAUUCACAUUUGUGUGUAGAUGGUAAAAGAUAAGUAGUAGUUUUGUGUCCCCAUGAAGAGUUGCUGUAGCUCUAGGACUUUUUAAUUUUGAAGAGAACAUGAACAUUGUUGUACUAAAAUAGAAACAUAUGUAGCCUUGCGUAAAUCACUUCUUUUAAUAUCUCAUUUGUGCUUGAAUAGUGUGUUUGAUUUUAAAGCGAAAACAUUAAACAAUGCAGAAUUGAUCGAAAAUAAAACACUUGAUGAGAGUAAUCAAGAAGAGAUGCAACCAGAAGAAGAUUUUUCAGAGACAUAUACCAAAGGCAAGAAGACACCACAAUCUAGCAUGGAGAAUGUAAAUUCAGAAGGAAUGGAAAUAACUGAAAACAGUUCAAAGUCAAGUUAUGCUGAGGAAGAACAAGAACAGGUUAUAAACACAUACACUAUAGAAAAUUCAGAAAUCAAGGAUAGCAGAAGAGUCAAGCUAGAAGAAGCAUCUUAUAUAAAAGAAGCCACAGAUGAAUCUGUGGAUAAAGCCAUCUCAUUUUUAUCUACCAUACCAUCUGUAAGAAUUGGGAUAGUUGAUGAAAGCAUUCAAGAAAAAAUACAAAAGGAUGUUCAACCCGCAGUGAUCAAUUCCAAAGCAGAGCAGAGACCAGAAAAUGAUUUUGUGAGGAACAUGGAAGUUCUCGAGGGGCCAGGCAACACCUCCGUGGAAAAUGACGAGAAAGUCGAAGUCCAAUCUGAAGCAAAUAACCAGAAGACCAUUAAAAAACAUCCAAAUUUAGAAGAACUGGAGACUGCAGAAAUAAGUCCAAGUAGUGAUACUAAAGAACUUGGAAAGGAACGUGAAGUUGCCAAACUUGGAGGUGUAUCUGAAUCUGUCUCCGUAGAUAUCACAGAACAUAUAGACACUGGAAAACUGGAAACUCAAGAGGCCGAAACUGGUAUAUCGGGCAACACAAAAGAAGUUAAAGCAGGAGAAGAAUUCGAAAAAAUAAGCCUAUCAUCUAGUGUUGGUGUCAUAUCCAGAGACUCUCAAGACAGUGGCACCAAAGUUUUGCACAAAAAAUCUCACGGCAUCCUGUCAGGUGUAGGAUCAAAGGUGAAGCACUCAAUUUCCAAAGUGAAGAAAGUCAUUACGGGCAAGUCUUCACACCCCAAGACACCACCAUCAUAAAAAUUAAAAAAUAAGUGCUCAUUAGACAACUACAUGCUGCUGUUGAAAAUAUAAUAUGCACGUGUUUGGGAAUUUUAGAGGGCUUAUUUCUUAUGUUUGAGGAAUUGGAUUGAUCUGUUUCAUUGAUGUAUUGUUUGGUUUGUCAUUGGUUUUGAAAUUUGAUCUUACGGAGGAUCUACUAUCCUUCUAAUCGGUGUAAUGUAUUCUUAUUCUCUUUGUAUGGAUUUAGUAUUUAUUUCAAAACACAGGCACAAAUAGCUGAUAAUUGAGAACAUAAGGAAAGGGUAAAGUAGUGUGCGUAAACAACAUUUUGAAGAGAAGAAAAAUGAGAAAGCAAGUACCAAAGGGACACCUGAUAAGAAUUAUUA
Vigna umbellata (rice bean) is the source of this 1631-nucleotide messenger RNA. Lineage: Eukaryota; Viridiplantae; Streptophyta; Magnoliopsida; Fabales; Fabaceae. The record is from RefSeq and is a predicted model, not a curated record.